AUGUCAGCCACAACAACUUUGACGGCGACCAUGGCAGAGUUGAAGCCGGAGCCAGCGCAUAGUAGUCUUUGGUCGAACUAUGGCGGUCCGGUGUCCUUAUCAGCUCGAUUCCCUAAUACCAUGGAGUCGAAUCUUUCGCACCCGUCGACGACAUCUUCUCAACAUCCGGGCCGGCCACGAAGCAGCCACCCGACUAUCGAUCACCCCUACCCGUACCCUAGAUACCCGCAGGAGGAGUCGGAUGGAUUUGACAGAUACCCGCAGCCGUCUCUAACACAACAUCACAGCUUCCCUAACCUAAAGAGGCCUCACCAACCUGGUGAGCACCCGCCGUACCAGGAGAUUGUGCAGGACUUGAGAGACGACGGGUCGAAGCUCACUGUGAACCAUGAUCAUAAGUUGCUCUCUUUCCGGAGAGUUCAGGACAAGCACACCAUCGUCGAUCAGCAUGGGCGAAUGCAGCAGCUUGAACUUACUGCGCAGCUCCACGGCAUGUUCUUUCUCUCGGAAAUGCCUUCGAGUACGAGCGACGGCGCGAUUUUGCAACCUGAGCUAACGUGCUACCGGAGGAACCUGUUUCAGAUCAGUGGCUCGCUCAUCACACCGCGAGGCCAGCUCUCAGUGAUUCUCCCCGAGACGGGCGAAACCGUCCCUGUGAAUAACACCGAAGUAACCAUCUCCGCCAUCGAGUCCGUCGAUGGCCAUCCCGUAAGGCUAAUCGUCAUUCCCUGGAAGACGCCACCGCCGAAUUCUCCGGAACUACCCCAGACCCCGGACCAGGAACCUCCAUCGUUACCACUAAUCCCAUUCCCGGAUGAUGGACAGGAAGCGGAGGGCGAAUAUGCUGUAUACCCUAUCGGGUGGCGGCGGCUGCAGUUCAGAAUGUAG
Messenger RNA from Daldinia childiae, 888 nucleotides. Its product is annotated as Transcription factor vib-1. The transcript has a single exon. The record is from RefSeq and is a predicted model, not a curated record. Gene Ontology annotation, cellular component: nuclear chromosome. Gene Ontology annotation, molecular function: DNA binding; DNA-binding transcription factor activity. Gene Ontology annotation, biological process: positive regulation of transcription by RNA polymerase II; meiotic cell cycle. Bases 1 to 888 code for a protein of 295 amino acids. Lineage: Eukaryota; Fungi; Ascomycota; Sordariomycetes; Xylariales; Hypoxylaceae.